AUGUUUCGGCAAACAGUUACAUCACUGGAGAAACUUGUUAUUGUGGAGUCCCCCAACAAAGUCAUUAAGAUUGAGGGGCUUCUGAGCAAUCCAAAGGUGAUUCCCGACUGGUCGUUCAAGCAGGGGCACCUCAAGUGCGUAGGAAUAGGUGCUGAGAAAGCAGUGGCAAUGGCAACGACCGGCCACUUCAUGGCUCUGAAGGAAAUUACCUGGAUAACACAUCCCCUACCCCCAUCGAGUGCAGGGGGAAAACCGCAAGAAUAUGAUGGGGAGGCAUUCCCCUCUAGCGGUACCCUUGCAGAGUACACUCUCGAGUGGGAACCGUUACCAGGCCGCCGUAUCCAGGAAACACUUGAGCGCUACAUCGAGGGGAAGGUAGAGAAUGUGUCUGAAAUUAUUCUUGCAACGGACCCUGAUCGUGAAGGUGAGCUAAUCGCUGUCCAUGCCCUUCAGACGAUAAAGCGACUGUAUCCGAAACUGAAGGUUCCCUUUUCACGGGCGUACAUGCACAGCAUUACGGAGGAUGGUAUUCGUAAAGCUAUGAAAGAGCGGAGUUUGAAUAUAUGUGAUUACGACCUCGCAAGUGCCGCGGAGACACGUCACGUAAUGGAUCGUUUUUUUGGCUUCUUAGGUAGUUCCGUGGUUCGCGCGGCCAAUUCGCAGAUGCGUUCAAUUGGCCGUGUACAAACACCCGCACUGAUUCUCAUCAAUGAGCGUGAGGAUAAGAUUAGCGCUUUCUUGGAGAGGAACAAAUCAACGUUUGUAGUUGAGGCGACGUGCCAGUUUCCAGUUCCGCACGGCACAACCUUUUCCCAGGUUGUGGACAUUCAUUCAGACCGCCGAGGGGCACCGUCACAAUGGAAUACGGCAGCGGAGGCUAAUAACUGCUUGGAGCACUGGAAGCUAGACGGUUGCCACAGUUUCAGCAUUCCACACGAUCCAAUUGUCACCCCGUCAAAGGUUCCGCCCCCGCAGCCGCUUACGAUGGCGGCGGCAAUCACAAAGUUGAACCGACAGAUGAAGUUAAGCAGUGAGAUGGUCAGCGGUUACCUUCAGGAUCUGUUUCAGCUGGGUCAUAUUACGUACCCCAGGACGGACAGUACGCGGAUAGAUGAGAGUGCAUUGAAGGAUAUUUACAAUGCCGUGAAGAAGAAUUUCGGCAAGGAAUUUCUGUAUCGUCUUGAGGACCGACCAGCCUCAGGUGGGGAUGGUAAAAGGGGGAAAAAACAAACCAAAAAAAAGACUGCAAAAAGGGGGAAAAACUCGGGGACCCCGGUGGGAAAUGUCGAGGAUGCUCAUGAGGCAAUCCGACCAACAAACAUCAACGUUCAGGGGGAUUCACUGUCACUUUCCCCAGAAACGAGAGCAGUGUAUGAACUUGUCCGUAGACAGACUCUGGCAGCUUUCAUGAUCCCACAGGUCGUUGAGAAGAUUGUGGCAGACGUUAAAUUUGUUAGCGGUAGCGGAGAGAAAUUGACUCUCACGUUAGGUGGCAAGCGGGUAGUGGAGCCGGGAUGGACGCGCGCCUUUCAUAAGGGAGACUCGGGAAACUUAUCUCUUCAUGUCGGCGCUGAGGAGGGUGCCGAUGCGGGUGAUGAGGGCGCUCCCACCAUGUGUUCGCUGUCCCAGGAGGAAUUUUAUGCUAUCUUAAACCUCCGACGCGUGCUGAACUCGCCGAACCAGCAGCACCUGUUUGAGCUACGUUCUCCGACUAUACGUGAGAAUCGCCCGGUUCCCCCAAUGCCACACUCGGAAGGGACGCUCAUUGAGGAACUGAAGAGGAAUGGUGUAGGAAGACCCAGCACGUAUCCCUUAAUAGUCAAGACACUCUUAGCCCGCGGUUACAUUCAGGUGAAUGCAAAGGGCCGCUGUGAAACGACGCCGGUGGGAAGGAUGCUUGUGGAAACGGCCAAAUCGACUUUCCCGUCCAUAGUUGAUCUUGGUUUCACAGCAUCUUUUGAGAAGCAACUUGAUACAGUCGCCAAGCCCCACCCCAAUAAGCGACCGGCUUUCCUGCGCUCCACAAAGAUUUCUCAGGCAGACUACGUGUUGUCUAUGUUCCUUUCAACAUUCCUCAACUACGUGUCGGAGGCUGCGUGCACUCAGCGGGCCCGCAUUAUCGAGCGCUCGAUGCGACUGAAGCGUGAUCAGGAGGGAGGCUCUGGAAUAGGGGAUGCAGAGUUUGAGGAGAGCGUAGUUGCAGCCAGAAGAAAAGUAACGCUGGCUUCCACGGAUUUGGUGACACUUCCCAAAACAUACAACAACUUCUCCACGUUGCAGCGAAACUUGAAUGAAUAUCUUCGACACAAUUUUCCACCGUCGCAGGUUAAUGGCUCACCUGCUCCGUCGCCGACUGUUGAUGCUCCACGUAGUCGUAGAGGUGGCGCCGGCACGUCGAGGGGUGUUGCGGGCGGUGGGUGA
Molecule: messenger RNA, 2421 nt
Organism: Trypanosoma brucei brucei TREU927
Lineage: Eukaryota; Euglenozoa; Kinetoplastea; Trypanosomatida; Trypanosomatidae
Product: DNA topoisomerase IA, putative
Exons: 1
Coding region: 1-2421 (806 amino acids)
Biological process (GO): DNA topological change
Molecular function (GO): DNA topoisomerase type I (single strand cut, ATP-independent) activity; DNA binding
Source: RefSeq, a predicted model, not a curated record